Molecule: messenger RNA, 477 nt
Organism: Torulaspora delbrueckii
Lineage: Eukaryota; Fungi; Ascomycota; Saccharomycetes; Saccharomycetales; Saccharomycetaceae
Gene: YPI1
Product: type 1 protein phosphatase-activating protein YPI1
Exons: 1
Coding region: 1-477 (158 amino acids)
Cellular component (GO): nucleus
Molecular function (GO): protein phosphatase 1 binding; protein serine/threonine phosphatase inhibitor activity
Source: RefSeq, a predicted model, not a curated record
AUGAUGACAGAUGGUAAUGGCAAUAGCGGGAGCCAGCUGUUGGAAGGGUCUCAGACGAUCAGUGUCGAGGAGCUUAGACCGGUGUUACAACUCCGGGCUGAAGAGAGUACAAACUCUAGGGAAGAACAGAGUCAGCCCACGAGACCAAGUGUUAGAUGGCAAUCAGAUGUUAUCGACAAUGAAAAUAUGAACAAAAAGAAGACUAAAAUAUGUUGUAUAUUUCACCCACAGCAAGAAUUUGACAUCGAUGAGGAAGAGUGUCAUUCCGAUCAUAGCGGUCAUUCCUCUUCCUCCUCUUCCUCUUCCUCCUCAUCUGAAUCUGAGUCAGAGAAAGACCUGAAUCUAACUGAGAGGAGGCAAAGAAGGGUUGCACGGCGUCAUCGCAGAUUAAAGGAAAAUAAGGGAAAGAGUCCAAACGCUUACGAGAUACAACCAGACUAUACUCAGGAUAGAGCUCGGCGUGAACAGCGUCAUUGA